UAGAGCCUUAUUUUGUUAGGUGGUUACAAUUAGUUACAAGUAGGCGUACUAUACAUCACUCAUUAGUUCUAUAAAUCCAUGCAUGUAUAUGAUAACUCAUCGUCGAUCUUACAAUUCUUUAAUGUACUCAUUCCUUCAACUCUCAAACUAAAACCUAGCUCGUUCUCAGAAUAAUGGAUAUUUGGUCAUGGAUAUGUGACCUUCCUAGUUCAUGUGAAUGGAGUAAUUCAAAUUCACAACUCUCUUUUGAACUUGCCUCUUCGAAUACUACCACAAAAGAAAACUCGACUCAAUCGAUUCAAUUAAAAGCUGAGCGGUCAUCAGAGUUAAAAACAGAAGUAUGUAUAACAUUUUCUAUUUGUGUCCAAGGAUUCGAUCCUAAUGAGCCUUAUAAGACAUUAUGGUUAUCCAAUCCUUGUUUUGUUUCCUCUGAUAAUAAGCCAUUUCUUCCCCUUGUUGUUCAACUUGUGCAAGAAACAAUUAACCGUGCACCAUUAACUUAUCAUGACCAUACCCACCAUGGAACUCAACCCGUGAAGGUAAAACUUGACCCAAUUAGUAGGAUCCUUGAGACAUAUUCACCCGAAUCUUUCUCAAGUAUUUUCAAUCUCUUGUUAUUCACGCGCUUGUUUUGGCUAUGUGCGUGUGAUGCUCCUACUGAAGUGGGAUCCCUCUUCUUCCAUUCUUUAUUGUCUCCAAACCUUGAAAUAUUGUCACGCAUUAGCCAAGUGGCUGUGUUGAAAGGGUUCAUGAGUGUUGUUGGUGUUGAUGUCGAGAUGUGUAUAUCACGCGCCUUUGGGUACAUGUUAGCAAAAUGGUUGAUUACAAGAGAAAUCCGAGUGGGAUUGUCAUCAUUGUUGCCUUUGCCUUCAAAUGUUGGGCUAUUUUACGCUUCUGAAGUUGGAAGUAUUUGGUUUCUAAAAGGUUAUGCUCCAAUAUGGGCUAUGAAGCGUAUGAGGUCUAGUGAUGGAAAAGAAGGAUUCCUUUUUGUUGGGGCUAAAGAAUCGGCACUAAGGUAUUCUCUAGCUCAUCAGCAGUUGGAGGCUCAUAUUCAACUUGAAUAUUCAGUUAAAUUCUUUGAAGGCCAUAUCCAAGUAAGUGCACGUGUUGAUAACAUACGAGUUCAUGUGGUUAAAUUAGGGUUUAGUAAGAAUGAAGAUAACAAUAAUGAUACAGAAUUUUGUGAAGAAUUGUAUUUCCCCUCAAGAAUUGAAUUCUGGGUUGGGCCUGAGAUUGGGUCUAAUUAUGUAACAAGUUUGAGUUUAGGGAAGUCAACAGUUAAUUCAGAAAGAGAAAUUGAAAUGCAAAAGUUAGUGAAAGGUAGUCUUGGUAAAAUGAAGAAUCCAAAGGUGAAAACUAUGUCAAGAAGUUCAACAAAGAUGAAGAUGAAGAAUUGGAGAUGCGACCAAGAUGUUGAGGGAAACACGGCAAUAUUUGAUGCAGUUUUUUAUGAUAAUACAAAUGGGAUUGAAGUUUAUAGCACAAAGCUAAAUGGUGGUGCAUGUACUAAUAACAAACCUAAUGAUGAUUUAGGGAAAAGGUAUUCAAGAGUAAAUAGACCAUUUAUGAAAUCCGGUGGGCUUGUUUUCACUGGGAAUGAGUAUGGAGAAGAGGUUAAAUGGAGAUUAAACAAAGAAAUGGAAGGAAGUGUGUUGAAAUGGAGAAUUGGGAGUAAGAUUUGGUUGACUUAUUGGCCAAGUCACGUGCAAAGUUCAUAUUAUGAAACUAGAUGCAUAGAAUGGACUCAUCAAGUUGACUUGCCGCUUAUUUCGAGUAGUUAGAUGGUAAAAUAGUUUUUAGUAUUUCUUAGUAAUCCAUGUAUUCUACAUUUUUAUUUCAUACCAACUACUCCGUAUUUAACUGGUGUAUAAUAAAUAAAUAAAUAAAUAAUGUUAGACUAUCCUUAUGAGUUCA
Messenger RNA from Spinacia oleracea (spinach), 1914 nucleotides. RefSeq lists its product as uncharacterized. NCBI's taxonomy places the organism in Eukaryota, Viridiplantae, Streptophyta, Magnoliopsida, Caryophyllales, Amaranthaceae. The record is from RefSeq and is a predicted model, not a curated record. Bases 174 to 1781 code for a protein of 535 amino acids. The transcript has a single exon.